AUGAGCCCACAAGAUAUUGAAGUGUGCACCGCAAAGUGCCAAGAGCUGCUGGAAGCGGGAUUAAUUCGUAGAUCAGCGUCAGACUAUGCAGCAGCCACCGUGGUAGCAGCGAGAACCGAUCUGACAGGGACAGUCCUGUCCAGGAGGAUGUGUGGGGAUUACAGGGGGCUGAACAAGGUCACGGCCACAGACCGCUACCCUAUGCCCAUGGCGGAGGAGAUCUUUGACCAGCUGCACGGGAGCUGGGUGUUUUCGACGCUAGAUCUGAGGCAAGGCUUCAAUCAGAUCCCGAUAGCAGAGGAGGACAAGCGGAAGACGGCAUUCCAGGGACCAGAUGGCUUGUACGAGUGGAAUUUCAUGCCAUUCGAGUUAAGAAACGCCUCGGCAGUGUUCCAGCGGGUGAUGGAUACGGUGCUGAGGGGGGUGAAGGGUGCAGCCUGUUACAUAGAUGAUGUUAUCAUCUUUAGCCCAGACAGUGGGAGGCAUGUAGAGGACAUAGAGGCAACGCUGGGAGCUAUUCACGCGGCAGGAUUGACAUGCCACCCGGGCAAGUGCCGCUUCGGCCACAGCAGCGUGGCUUAUCUGGGGUUUAAAGUAGCAGGGGGAAUGAUGAGCAUCCAGAAGGCGAAGGUAGAGGUGCUGGAUAUGGUGGGUCGACCAAAGGACAGGAGCGGGCUGCGAGCACUAUUGGGCUUUUUGAACUACUACAGGAAGUUCAUCCCCGACUUCAGUAAGCGCGCGGCGGCAUUGAAUAAGCUGUUGAGGGAGGAUCAGAAGUGGCAGUGGGGGAAGGCGCAGGAGGUCGCACUGAAGGGCCUGAUAGAGGUGGUAAAGGCAAGAGCGGUACUGAAGCUGCUUGACGGGAAGGCACCUUUCGUGCUCUACACCGAUUGGAGCAGCGUCGGCAUGGGGGUGGUCCUGAGUCAGAUGGAGGGAGGACAGGAGAAGGUGGUGGCGUUCGUCAGCAGGACCUGCAACCCCGCAGAAGCCAACUACUCCUCCUAUGAAGGAGAAGGGCUGGCGGCGGUGUGGGCGGUGGGACAUUUCCGAGUGUACCUGCAAGGAAGGCACUUCACGCUGCUACAAGAGUACGACUUCACGGUGAGGCACCGCCCGGGCAAGACCAUGCAGCACGAGGAUGGGCUUUCACGGAACCCACCGAGGGAGCGGGAGGAUAGUGACGUGGACAUGGUGCAGCCAGCAGCAGCUCUCACAGCCAUGUUUAAGGAAAAGGGGGCAGCAGGUGAACAUGAGAGAGGAGCAGUGGAUGUGUGGCAGGAUGCAGCAAUGCUGGCAUGGAUAAAGGGAGAAACUGGGGAGGAUGGAGGAGCAGGGAGCAGGGCCAGAGCCAAGGGUCAGCACUACAGGGAUGAGGAAGGAGGUGAAAGAGUGGGUGGACAAGUGCGAGCUCUGCAGCCGAAACAAGGCCACGCUGUUGAGGAGACAAGCGGAGCUGCAGCCAUUGGCGAUCGUAGAGUUGGGGUACCGCUGGUCCCUGGACAUAGCGGGGGAGCUGCCAGUGUCAUGGAGAGAAAAUGGGCCGAAGCACGACCGCUGGUGAAUAAAACCGCAGCAGCGGUGGCCGAGGCAUUCGAAGAGAUGGUGCUCACGCGGUUCGGAGCAUGCGGGGAGGUAUUGACAGAUCACGGGACGGAGUUCGAAUGCGAGUUUAAGGAGCUGCUAGUGUCGAAUGGAAUCCAGCACCGCACUACCUCACGAUACCACCCACAGGCAGACGAGCUGACGGAGAGGCUGGUACAGAUUGUGAAGAGGGGUUUGCGCGUAUACGGGGAGGCACACAAGGGAGACUGGGACAAGAAGCUGGCGUGGGUGAUGGCAGGAUACAGGUUCAGUAAGCAUGCGGCUUUGAAGGACGUGUCCCCCUACUACUUGCUGGAGGAGGAGAGUGGAAAGCGAGUUAUGGACCAUGUGACUAAUGUGGCCGUGGUGGGGAAGGCGACAGGAGGGCAGCACUACUCUGGUCCCAUGACCAGGGCGAGGACGGCGGCAGUAGGUCAUGGGAGGGGGCAAGAGUGA
Closterium sp. Yama58-4 is the source of this 2037-nucleotide messenger RNA. NCBI's taxonomy places the organism in Eukaryota, Viridiplantae, Streptophyta, Zygnematophyceae, Desmidiales, Closteriaceae. The record is from the annotation of a GenBank genome assembly.